This is a messenger RNA of Drechmeria coniospora, 2019 nucleotides long. Its product is annotated as serine/threonine-protein kinase sid2. The transcript is spliced from 3 exons. Gene Ontology annotation, molecular function: ATP binding; protein serine/threonine kinase activity. Gene Ontology annotation, biological process: intracellular signal transduction; peptidyl-serine phosphorylation. Bases 1 to 2019 code for a protein of 672 amino acids. The record is from RefSeq and is a predicted model, not a curated record. Gene Ontology annotation, cellular component: spindle pole body. Lineage: Eukaryota; Fungi; Ascomycota; Sordariomycetes; Hypocreales; Ophiocordycipitaceae.
AUGGCCAGCUUCAUGGCCAACUUCUUCCCGGGCGCCAAGGACAAGUCGUCGGCUACCACCGCUCCCCGCCCUUGCACGCCGAGCAAGAAGGCCACCGACGGCAGCGGCAACAGCAACAACUCGGUCCUCAACCCGCCCAGCACACCUCACGGCAGCCCAAGCAAGAAAACGAUCCCACCCGGUGCUCAUGACUUACCGGCUGCCUUUGAAACGGCAAUGACGCUCAACGGCGCCGCCGGCUCCGACGCCCAUCCACGGCUGACCCGUCCUCAGACUGCUGUCAAGCCUCUAUCUCCCGGCAAGACCAAUGUGCAGCCGCCCGAAGAUUCCAGCCUUUGUGCCGACGAGAGCAUCAUUCACAAGGCGACCGCACCUGCUUCCGCGAGCCAACUAAAACGCCAGGGCCAGGAGAACACGCCGCCGUCCCGGCUGGCGGGCACCGACUCCCCCCAUCAGCAUAACCACGCUGCCCUGUCUCGACAGCAGCACUACGAACCCCGCGAGUCCCCCAUGGUGCCGGUGGCGAAAAAGUUCAACACAGCUCGAGCGUUGACGGCCGAGCAGCGCGAGUUGCUCAACAAGCCAAACGUUAAGAGACUGGUCAACGUGACUCAGCUCUACUUCCUAGAUUACUACUUUGAUCUCCUCACAUAUGUUGGCGCGAGGCAGAGUCGACUGGCCGCAUUCAAGGCCGAGUACCCGCCGCCGCCCGAGACGGACGAGCGUGCCCAUAACCAGAUGUGGUCCAAGUACACGGGACGGGAGCGUGCGAAUCUCCGCAAGCGUCGCGUGCGUCUUCGACACGGCGACUUCCAGAUCCUCACUCAAGUCGGCCAAGGCGGCUACGGCCAGGUCUUCCUCGCCCAAAAGAAGGACACGCGCGAGGUCUGCGCGCUCAAGGUCAUGAGCAAGAAAUUGCUCUUCAAGCUCGACGAAAUCCGUCACGUCCUCACCGAGCGCGACAUUCUCACUUCGGCCCAGAGCGAAUGGCUCGUCCGGCUGCUGUACUCUUUUCAGGACGACAAGAGUAUCUAUCUUGCCAUGGAGUACGUGCCCGGCGGCGACUUCCGCACCCUGCUUAACAACACGGGUGUCUUGUCCAACCGACAUGCUCGCUUCUACAUCGCCGAGAUGUUUUGCGCCGUCGACGCUCUGCACAAGCUCGGAUACAUUCACCGCGACCUCAAGCCCGAAAAUUUCCUCGUCGACUCGACCGGUCAUGUGAAGCUGACUGAUUUUGGUCUCGCCGCCGGCGUCUUGGCCCCGUCAAGGAUCGAGUCGAUGCGCAUCAAGCUUGAACAGGCAUCCGAGACGACGGUGCCGUUUGGUAAGCCCAUCAGCCAACGUACGGUGGCCGAACGUCGCGAGAGCUACCGUAACAUGCGCGAAAACGACGUCAACUACGCCAAGUCUAUUGUCGGAUCGCCCGACUACAUGGCCCCUGAAGUUCUUCGAGGGGAGGAGUACGACUUUACGGUCGACUACUGGAGUUUGGGAUGCAUGCUUUUCGAGGCACUGACGGGUUUUCCCCCUUUCGCCGGCGCCACGGCCGACGAGACGUGGCGAAACCUCAAGCACUGGAAGGAUGUGCUCAAGCGUCCCGUGUGGGAGGACCCCAACUAUUUCCUGAGCAACCGUACCUGGAACUUCAUCACAACCUGCAUCAACUCCCGCACCCGUCGCUUCUCCAACAUCAAGGACAUAUACGGUCACCAGUACUUUGCCGAAGUAGAUUGGGAGACGCUGCGGCAGACGCGCGCCCCAUUUGUCCCCGAGCUGGACUCGGAGACGGACGCAGGCUAUUUUGACGACUUCAGCAACGAAGCCGACAUGGCCAAGUACAAGGAGGUGCACGACAAGCAAGCGGCCCUCGAAUCCAUGGCCGAUCGCGACGACGAAAUGAGCAAGAGUCUGUUUGUCGGAUUCACCUUUCGCCACCGCAAGCCCGCUGGAGAAGACGGCGGCAGCCCUCGCAAGCGGAUUCCGGCCCCGGACGACACGUUUGGCACAAUGCUGUAG